This is a messenger RNA of Nannizzia gypsea CBS 118893, 681 nucleotides long. RefSeq lists its product as hypothetical. The transcript has a single exon. The coding region runs from base 1 to 681 and encodes 226 amino acids. Lineage: Eukaryota; Fungi; Ascomycota; Eurotiomycetes; Onygenales; Arthrodermataceae. The record is from RefSeq and is a predicted model, not a curated record.
AUGACGACCAACAGGCCUUUUUUAGCCAACUUCCUCGCGGCCUUUAGGGCACAAACCACAUACAAAACAGCGCCUUCAAAACCGCCUUCCCCAGGCCCAUCGUCAUCACAUAUCAGUUCUCCUUACUCCCCGCCAUCCUCCUCUUCAAACACAGCCGGGGCUCGAACAAUAUCCAGCAAGGCUACGGCAAACCCAGCGCCUUCAAGUUCGUCGCAAUCCAAUACCAACACUAUUGCUGCCGCAGCAGCCGCUUCGUCAACAUCGAACCAUUUCUCCUCGCAUCACCACUCUCAUCACCAUCAUACCCAUGCCCAUUCUCAUUCACAUACUCCAUCUCCUUCAUCACGAGCACCUGUAAGCUCUACCAGUCACGCAAGCUCCUCGGCAACAGCCACAACAUCGACAGUUUCCAAUUCAACCACCUCUCCUAUACCAGUUCCAACAUCCCCAUCUUCAACUUCUGCAGCCCCAUUUUCAUCAUAUGAUCGGAAUAGACGGGGAAGUGAUAGCAGUAGUGGUAGUGGAGGGUUCAGGGAUGCUUUAGGGCCGGAGAAGUGGUAUAUUGGUGGUCGAACGAUAAGUGGAGAGGAACGAUUAUAUCAACUUGGGAUGGUUACCAAGGGCGGUGGUAGGCUAGGAGGUGGAAUGCGUGUGGGCAGCGUUGACCAACUAAGCCUUUAA